Molecule: messenger RNA, 600 nt
Organism: Chrysoperla carnea
Lineage: Eukaryota; Metazoa; Arthropoda; Insecta; Neuroptera; Chrysopidae
Product: ejaculatory bulb-specific protein 3-like
Exons: 2
Coding region: 60-443 (127 amino acids)
Source: RefSeq, a predicted model, not a curated record
UAUUUCCAUAGUGAAUCUUACAAAGUAUUUACAACAAUCAAUUAACAACAACAAUCAAAAUGAAAUACGCAGUAGUGUUUGUGUUUGUAGCAUUAGCUACCAUUGUUUACGCAGUGCCACGACCAGAUGGUGAAACAUAUCCAACGAAAUACGAUAAUAUCAAUAUUGAUGAAAUCCUCAGCAAUCCUCGUUUAGUGGACAAUUAUAUUGCAUGUGUUGAAGGAUCCGGAAAAUGUACACCAGAAGGCGAAGAAUUAAAAAAACAUUUUGGAGAUGCUCUUAAUAACUGCUGUGAAAAAUGUUCUGACAAACAAAAGGAAGGAGUUAAAAAAGUAUGGGCUCAUUUGGAAAAGGAAAAACCAGAAAAAUUAAAGGAACUUAAAGCUAAACAUGAUCCAGAAGGUACCAAAGAAAAAGAAUGCAGAGAAAAACAUGGAUUGUAAAAUGUAAUACUUAAUAACAAUUUUUUGAAUAGCAGCUCAAAUUUUUCUAUAUUUUAAUUUUUGUUUUUAUUUUCAACUUCAUUACACUAAAAUGUACCUGUAAUUGUCAAUUACUAAAUUUUACAGAAAUAAAAGUUUAUUUUUUUCCCUAAAGUAA